Corticium candelabrum is the source of this 498-nucleotide messenger RNA. Its product is annotated as RING-box protein 2-like. Gene Ontology annotation, biological process: protein ubiquitination; ubiquitin-dependent protein catabolic process. The transcript has 3 exons. Gene Ontology annotation, molecular function: cullin family protein binding; zinc ion binding; ubiquitin protein ligase activity. The record is from RefSeq and is a predicted model, not a curated record. Bases 27 to 314 code for a protein of 95 amino acids. Lineage: Eukaryota; Metazoa; Porifera; Homoscleromorpha; Homosclerophorida; Plakinidae. Gene Ontology annotation, cellular component: nucleus; Cul5-RING ubiquitin ligase complex.
AUAGAUAUUAAUUUCCUGGCUCAACAAUGUCUGAAGAACGAAAAGAGAAAGAGCGUUUGUUUACUGUGAAGAAAUGGAAUGCUGUAGCAAUGUGGUCAUGGGACGUGGAAUGCGAUACUUGCGCCAUUUGCAAGGUCCAAGUGAUGGAUGCCUGCCUUCGUUGCCAAUCUGACAACAAACAGGAAGAAUGCGUAGUUGUGUGGGGAGAGUGCAAUCAUUCAUUCCACAACUGCUGCAUGUCACUCUGGGUCGUUCAGAAUAACCGCUGCCCGCUAUGCCAAGCCGACUGGGUCGUCCAACGGAUCGGCCGAUGACAAUACCAGCAUAUCACAUAUAGAGAAUGUUUAAAUUUGAUUUAAUUACUAGAGAAGUCAUUGUGUUGUGUGCCCUGUACUUUACAAAUCUUUGACAAUAAAAACCUGACUGACGAAUAAGUAGAUGUAGCAAGAUGAGAACCGGGGUAUUUUGUACUGUGAUAAGUAUCAUCAUCAACUCUCU